AUGGCUACCGCGCAGAUUCCCGAGGGCGGCACGCUACUCGACACCUUCAAGGGGUCCUUCACCCGGGUCCCCAUCGAUGCCGAGCACGGCAAUGCUGUCUCGACGACCGAGUUCCUCGACGCCGCCGAGUCCCUGACCACCAUGUUCGAUCUUCUCGGCUCUGUCGCCUUCGCGCCGGUCAAGAAGGACAUGAUGGGCAACGUUGAGAAAAUCAGGAAACGGCAACUGGCUGCGCCCCUCGAGUCCCAGAACCUCCAGGAUCUCGUGCGGAAUGAGCUCAAGACCAAGUCCCACACUGCCACCGAGGGGUUGCUAUGGCUGGUCAGGGGCCUCGAGUUCACGUGCCUCGCGCUCAGCCAGAACGUCGCCAACCACGACCACGAGCUGUCGGACUCGUUCCGCAACGCCUACGGCGCCACCCUCAAGCCGCACCACAGCUUCCUCGUGAAGCCCGUCUUCAGCGCCGCCAUGAGCGCCUGCCCCUACCGCAAGGACUUUUACUCCAAGCUCGGCUCGGACGAGGAGAAGGUCAUGGAGCAGCUCCGCGAGUACCUGGCCGCGCUGGACAAGAUCGUGGCCAUCCUCAAGGCCUUCCUGGAGAGCAAGGAGGCCAAGUGGUAGACCGUUGGAUGUUGGAAUACAUAGGCGCUACUCUAAACACGCGUGGCAUCAAAACCAGGCGGAAAUAAAAACGGCCUGUGGCCGUCCCGAGGUUCCGCGAACCAUGAUCUAUAUUGCUUGACUGCGCACGCGUCACUGGGCGUUUUGGAGAGGUCCUCC
Thermothielavioides terrestris NRRL 8126 is the source of this 780-nucleotide messenger RNA. RefSeq lists its product as uncharacterized. Gene Ontology annotation, biological process: ceramide transport; intermembrane lipid transfer. Lineage: Eukaryota; Fungi; Ascomycota; Sordariomycetes; Sordariales; Chaetomiaceae. Gene Ontology annotation, cellular component: membrane; cytosol; cytoplasm. The coding region runs from base 1 to 621 and encodes 206 amino acids. Gene Ontology annotation, molecular function: ceramide 1-phosphate binding; ceramide 1-phosphate transfer activity. The record is from RefSeq and is a predicted model, not a curated record. The transcript has 4 exons.